AUGUCAUCUACUUCAAGCUCUGCCGACAGUUAUUUGGGCGAUGGGAGCGACCGAGUUAGUAUGGAAAAUUUUGACCUGUUAAAGGUUCUUGGCAAAGGCGCCUACGGGAAGGUGUUUAUGGCGAGGAAGAUAGGUGGCCGAGAUCAUGGAACAAUCUAUGCUAUGAAAGUGCUCAAAAAAACACGGGUUAUGACGAAAGCCAAAACGCUAGAACAUACAAUGGCUGAACGUCAUGUCCUCGAGCGUUUGAAAGGGCUUCCUUUUCUUGUCAACCUUGUUUACGCUUUCCAGUCUGAUGCGAAGUUGCACAUUGUUAUGGAAGGUUUUAACAUAGAACUGCAGGAUAUUGCUUCGUUUUGUGCGCCGUUGUCAAGAUCUCAUAUUUUUCAUUGUAUAGUCUUAUUGAGUUUUUUCCCAGAAUACGUAAACGGAGGCGAGUUGUUUACUCAUCUUUGUUCUCGUGGUUUUUUCGAUGUCCAUACAGCAAAAUUUAUUAUUGCUGAACUUAUUGUUGCUAUUGAUAGUGUACAUAAGAGGGAUGUGGUUUACCGAGAUUUAAAGCUCGAAAAUAUACUUCUCGAUAAAUAUGGACACAUAAAGCUAACCGAUUUUGGGCUUAGCAAAGAGCUUUCAAAAGAUGAGUUGCACAGAGCAAAAUCAUACUGCGGCACAGUCGAGUAUAUGGCUCCAGAAGUGAUAGAUCGUCCAGAAAAAGGAUACGAUGAAACAGUUGAUUGGUGGAGUUUAGGUGUCAUUUCCUUUGAACUGCUUACAGGUUGCUCGCCAUUUACAGUAGAAGGACAGCAGAAUAGCAGUAAAGACAUUGCUAGGAGGAUAUUACAUAAAAAAGUGCCUUUCCCAAAAGACUUUGAUCCUCUUGCGUUAGAUUUUAUCAGCCGUCUUCUUAGAAAGUCGCCGGAGGACAGGCUAGGUAGGAAGGGCGUUGAAGAGAUCAAAAGUCAUCCAUUUCUUGCCGACAUAGACUGGGAGAAGUGUGAAAAGAAGCUGUUAGAUCCACCAAUAAAACCUAAAAUUUCAAGUGAUCUAGACGCUGCAAAUUUUGCUCCGGAAUUUACCACCCAACAGCCACUAUAUUCGCCUGCCGAUGCGCCUGUUGAUGCCUUCAAUUUAUUCCGUGGUUAUUCGUUUAUAGCUCCUUCGGUUAUAUUUGCAAACAAUAAUAUUAUUGGAGAAGAAUGUCUGGCAGAAGACUUUCAGAAACUUCUUUCUGUUUCUCCCUUCUUUUCUAAAUAUAAACUCGAUAGAAGUGAGGCUGGUUUUUUAGGUCAUGGAUCGUUUUCUAUUUGUAGGAAAUGUGAACGAAUUUCAGACGGAGCCGUCUUUUGUGUUAAAAUAGUAUCGCAGCGAUUUCAAGUUCAGGCUACAAGAGAGUCUCGAAUACUAAGCAUUGUUUGUGGACAUCCAAACAUUGUGAAACUAAUAGAGGUCAUAUCGGAUUCGUUACACAUCUAUCUUGUAAUGGAACUCUUAGAAGGAGGUGAACUGCUGACCCGCAUUAGAAAAAUGGAAACAUUCACUGAAGCACAGGCAGGAAAGAUCAUGAGACAACUUGUCUCUGCAGUCGCCUAUUUGCAUUCUAAAAAUGUUGUGCAUCGGGAUUUAAAGCCUGAGAACAUUCUAUUUGACAGUCAAGAUCAAGACGCGAAGUUACGCUUAGUGGAUUUCGGUUUUGCUAGACUACUACCAUCGGCAAACGCUAGUUUAACUACACCUUGCUUUACACUGCAUUAUGCAGCACCUGAAGUAUUUGAGCAGGACGAUCAGCUGCCACAGUAUAAUGAACAGUGCGACCUCUGGAGUCUCGGAGUUAUUUUAUUUACUAUGCUGAGCGGCAAUGUCCCGUUCCACGCAAGAACGAAAAAUGAGUCAGCAACAGACAUUAUGUCGCGUAUACGAAAAGCCCAGUUCAGUUUUGAUGGCUUACAGUGGAGAGGAAUUAGCUCAGAGGCGAAACAGCUCAUCACUUCUUUACUUACAGUUGAUCCUAAAAAAAGGCUUUCCAUAGACGAGCUUCAGCGUCAUCCUUGGCUUGUGAAUCACGCCUGUUAUUGCGAAACCCCGCUACAGACUCCUACAACUCUUAUGCACUGUCAGACAAGCGAAACAUUCAAUGAGACGCUGAACGCGUUCUUGUCCGCUAAUCGUGAUGGUUUUCAACUGAUGGAAGUAGCUGCCGCACCUCUGUUGAUGAAGCGCAGGGGUUUAAAACGAAAGAGCGAGACCGAAAGAGGUAAUGGAAUAGAUUCAACGAAAAAAACAAAUGCCGUUGUUGGGCAGUUGGAAAGCGUUCCUGAGGGCUCGCGUGACACACUUGUUAGACCUUCCACUUUGACUUUGGAUCCUGUGACGCCUUUAAUGGACUACCGGGAUUCUAAACCGCCUGCACUGCGUAACACUCGCGAGUUCUUAUAG
Messenger RNA from Enterobius vermicularis (human pinworm), 2433 nucleotides. Lineage: Eukaryota; Metazoa; Nematoda; Chromadorea; Rhabditida; Oxyuridae. The record is from the annotation of a GenBank genome assembly.